UUGUCGCCUCUAAAUAACUGUAAUAAGUUGUUUUAUGUCCACUAAAAAAUUGCAAUUAUAUGACGCAUGUAAACAAAUUUCUCACAACUGACCUAUAUUUCAAAAUCUAUAGCUAUAAGCACUUAAAAAUAAAUAAGACUCGAAGAAUAGUAGUAUUGAGGACACUUGUUAUGCUAACUUAUAAAUAUACGCAGAGCGAAAAUAAAGUCGCAGUUGCGCGUUUUUACUAUUGGAAUACUUGUCGCGACUCGUGAAAUGGGAGGCUUCGUAACUGUUCUAUAUUUCUUAAGUAUAAUAAUAUGUGUUUACAGUCUAAAUUGGUCGGAAGCGAAAAAGCACGUUCAGGAGUGUUUGGACGAAUACCAAAUUACCAGAGAAGAUGUAGCUAAGUUGAAAAAAGAAGAAUCGCCAGACUAUAAUUGUUACAUAGCUUGUAUAAUGAAAAAGCGUGGAUCUUUGGUAGAUGGAAAAAUCGACGAAGAAAAAAUGUUGGAAAUAUUAAAACAACUACACGUAUUGAAUUCAGAACGAACCGAAGAUAAAUUUAGGAUAUGUGCUACUGAAGCCAAUAAACAGAGUAACGAAUGUCUGGUUGCUGGAGAUAUGAUAGGCUGUUUGUAUUUCAAAUCUAACUAAUUUUAUAGGACCGACAAAGUAGCACUAGAACAUAAGAUUAUAAACAUUAGUUAAAUUAUGUACACAGAUUUAUAAUCAUUUGUAAAAAAAAACAUUGAUGUAAGAAUAAUUUUUUAGUUUUGUUAUACUCAUUAACUAAAUAAUUACAUUGAAAAGCAAAUAUUCCAGUGUCGUUCUGCAUGGAAAAUUAAAUCUAUUAAAACUCUCAGAUAACUAAGCGAAAGGAGCGAUGAGUCUUUCUAGAUUAUAUAAUAUUAAAUUUACCAUCAAAAGUAGAUUUGUCCAGUUUUAUUCCCAUCCACGAAGCUUACUAUCUCAAGUACACAAGGAAAACCGAGUUGUUUACAAUUCAAUUUUGGCGUUAAAUAACUUAGAAAAUAGAUCUAAGAUAAAUGUGA
This is a messenger RNA of Nasonia vitripennis (jewel wasp), 1034 nucleotides long. RefSeq lists its product as uncharacterized. The record is from RefSeq and is a predicted model, not a curated record. The transcript is spliced from 5 exons. Lineage: Eukaryota; Metazoa; Arthropoda; Insecta; Hymenoptera; Pteromalidae. The coding region runs from base 256 to 636 and encodes 126 amino acids. Gene Ontology annotation, molecular function: odorant binding.